CCGUUCUCGAAGUGUUUCGAAAAAGAUGGUCGUGACAUUUGUUUCAAAAGCGGGUCAUAUUGCAACAAUUCCUCUUAAUGAGCAAAGAACUGUUACUGCGGAUUGGUAUACCACCAUUUGUUUGCCAAAAGUCAUCACCGAGCCUCGAAAAAUCGACCCCGAAAGAAGAAUCAUCCUCCACCAAGACAAUGCAAGCUCGCACACAGCCCAAAAACACAAGGCAGUAUUUAACGGAAGAAAACGUGGAAUUAUUGGACCAUCCUCCAUAUAGUCCCGAUCUAAAUCCUAACGAUUUCUUUACUUUUCCGAAAAUUAAAAACAGACUGCGUGGUCAAAGGUUCCAGUCACCAGAAGAAGCAGUUGACGCAUUCAAAAAUGCCGUUUUGGAUCUGCCAGCAAACGAGUGGAAUAAGUGCUUCGAAAAUUGGUUCGAGCGCAUGCAGGUGUAUUAAUCUUCGUGGAGAAUACUUCGAAUAACAAUAAAGUCAUUUAAAACUA
Molecule: messenger RNA, 498 nt
Organism: Acanthoscelides obtectus
Lineage: Eukaryota; Metazoa; Arthropoda; Insecta; Coleoptera; Chrysomelidae
Source: the annotation of a GenBank genome assembly